This is a messenger RNA of Staurois parvus, 1764 nucleotides long. The record is from the annotation of a GenBank genome assembly. NCBI's taxonomy places the organism in Eukaryota, Metazoa, Chordata, Amphibia, Anura, Ranidae.
AUGAAACUGAAGAAGCAGGUUACUGUGUGUGGAGCGGCCAUCUUUUGCGUGGCCGUCUUCUCUUUGUAUCUUAUGCUGGACAAGGUGCAACACGACCCUCCCAGGAGACAGAACGGAGGCAACUUUCCCAGGAGCCAGAUUUCUGUCCUGCAGAACCGGAUAGAGCAACUCGAGCAGCUCUUGGAGGAGAACCAUGAAAUCAUCAGCCACAUUAAGGAUUCUGUUCUAGAGUUAACAGCAAAUGCAGAUGGACAACCAAUCCUGAUCCCGUAUCACACGCCUAAUGGGAGUUGGGUCAUUCCACCAGACCCUCGGCCCAGCUUCUACUCUAUAUCACCCCAGGACUGUCAGUUUGCUGUAUUAAGUAAAGGCAAGAAAACCGAUUUACAGAUGCUGGAUAUUUACACACAGUUGCCUUUUGAUAAUGUGGAUGGAGGGGUUUGGAAACAAGGAUUUGACAUCACAUAUGAUCCUAAUGAAUGGGAGAGCGAACCUCUUCAGGUGUUUGUAGUUCCACACUCGCACAAUGAUCCUGGUUGGAUCAAAACAUUUGAUAAAUAUUACUAUGACCAGACGCAGCAUAUCCUGAACAAUAUGGUGGUCAAACUGCAAGAGGAUCCACGUCGAAGAUUCAUCUGGUCUGAGAUUUCCUUCUUUUCAAAGUGGUGGGAUAACAUCAAUUCCCAGAAGAGGGCAGCAGUGCGAAGGUUAGUUGCUAAUGGCCAACUGGAGAUGACAACUGGUGGCUGGGUGAUGCCUGAUGAAGCCAAUACUCAUUACUUUUCUGUAAUCGACCAGAUGAUAGAAGGCCACCAGUGGCUGAAGAAAAACAUUGGUGUUAACCCAAGGUCAGGAUGGGCGGUGGAUCCUUUUGGGCACAGCUCCACCAUGCCAUACCUUUUAAAACGCUCCAAUAUAUCCAGCAUGCUGAUUCAGAGAGUGCAUUACUCCAUCAAGAAGCAUUUUGCAGCCACUCGAAGUCUGGAGUUUAUGUGGAGGCAGACGUGGGAUCCAGAUUCCAGCACUGACAUCUUCUGCCACAUGAUGCCUUUUUAUAGCUAUGAUGUCCCUCACACAUGCGGCCCUGACCCCAAGAUCUGCUGCCAGUUUGAUUUCAGGCGCUUGCCUGGAGGUAGAAUCAAUUGUCCAUGGAAAACACCACCUAGAGCAAUCACAGAGUCUAAUGUGGCUGAACGAGCAAACCUCUUAUUGGAUCAGUACAGGAAAAAGUCCAAGCUGUAUCGCAGCAAGGUGGUCCUUGUCCCCUUAGGAGAUGACUUCCGUUAUGAUAAAAUUCAGGAAUGGGAUGCUCAGUUCCUAAACUACCAAAAGCUUUUUGAUUACAUGAACUCCCAUCCAGAACUCCAUGUUAAAGCACAGUUUGGAACUUUAUCAGACUACUUUGACACGCUGUACAAGAAAACGGGAGUCACACCCGGAAUGAGACCUCCUGACUUUCCCGUACUCAGCGGAGAUUUCUUCUCCUAUGCUGACCGAGAAGAUCAUUACUGGACUGGUUACUUCACCUCAAGGCCUUUUUACAAGAGCAUGGACAGAGUGCUAGAGUCACAUCUUAGAGGUGCGGAGAUCCUGUACAGCCUGGCGAUCAAUCAUGCAAGGAGAGCUGGCUUGGAAAGUAAAUAUCCGCUCUCUGAUUACGCUUUGUUAACGGAUGCCAGACGCAACCUUGGUUUGUUCCAGCACCAUGAUGCCAUCACUGGCACGGCAAAGGAAGCUGUGGUUGUCGACUAUGGCGUACGGUGA